Hibiscus syriacus is the source of this 1391-nucleotide messenger RNA. Its product is annotated as delta(12)-fatty-acid desaturase FAD2-like. Gene Ontology annotation, molecular function: oxidoreductase activity, acting on paired donors, with oxidation of a pair of donors resulting in the reduction of molecular oxygen to two molecules of water. The record is from RefSeq and is a predicted model, not a curated record. Lineage: Eukaryota; Viridiplantae; Streptophyta; Magnoliopsida; Malvales; Malvaceae. Gene Ontology annotation, biological process: lipid metabolic process. The coding region runs from base 135 to 1289 and encodes 384 amino acids. The transcript is spliced from 2 exons.
AAAUUGAAGGGAAAAGAGGAGAGGCCGUAUUUGGGAGAGGAAAAAACCCCCCUUAAAAUAUUGAAAAAGAAAGACCGUGGAAAAGGAAUAUUUCAGGAUUUGAUUUUCUAUCUGCAUUUUCAGGUUGUGGAACAAUGGGUGCAGGUGGCAGAACGUCGGUUCCCCCAUCUCAAAGGAAGCCAGAAUCUGGGUCAGUGAAGAGAGUCCCAAUAUCCAAACCACCCUUCACUCUGGGCGAAAUAAAAAAAGCCAUCCCCCCACACUGUUUCCAGCGCUCACUGUUCCGCUCAUUCUCCUUCCUCAUUUACGACUUCAUCUUGAUCUCUCUCUUCUACUAUGCAGCCACCACUUACAUCCCCUACCUUCCAUUGCCCCUUUCUUUCGUCGCCUGGGCCGUUUAUUGGGCCGUCCAAGGCUCGGUCAUGACGGGUGUCUGGGUCAUCGCCCACGAGUGCGGCCACCACGCUUUCAGCGACUACCAAUGGGUCGAUGACACUGUCGGUCUCAUCCUUCACUCGGCCCUCCUUGUCCCGUAUUUCUCGUGGAAGUACAGCCACCGUCGUCACCAUUCCAACACUGGUUCCCUUGAACGCGACGAGGUGUUCGUCCCGAAGAAACGCAGCUCCAUUGGAUGCUGGGCGAAGUACCUCAACAAUCCAGUAGGCCGAUUCUUCUCCGUCACAAUUCAACUCACCCUCGGCUGGCCUCUUUACUUGAUGUUCAACGUAGCAGGCAGGCCUUAUGACGGAUUCGCGUGCCACUACAAUCCUUACGGCCCCAUCUACAACGACCGCGAACGGCUGCAAAUCUACGUAUCCGACGUCGGUGUCCUCGCCGUCUCCUACGGGCUGUACCGUCUCGUCUUGGCCAAAGGGUUGGCUUGGGUUGUUUGCGUUUAUGGUGUCCCGUUGCUCAUAGUCAACGCCUUCCUCGUCAUGAUAACUUACUUGCAACACACUCAUCCAGCAUUGCCGCACUAUGAUUCGUCGGAAUGGGACUGGUUAAGAGGAGCGCUCACGACCGUCGACCGUGAUUACGGAAUAUUGAACAAGGUCUUCCAUAACAUAACCGACACUCACGUGGCUCACCAUUUGUUUUCGACGAUGCCGCAUUACAACGCUAUGGAGGCGACGAGGGCAAUCAGGCCACUAUUGGGAGAGUACUAUUCGUUCGACGGUACACCGGUUUACAAGGCGAUAUUUAGAGAGGCAAAGGAGUGUCUAUUCGUGGAACCAGACGAAGGGGAGCAGAGCAGCAAGGGUGUAUUUUGGUUUAGGAACAAGUUUUAAAUUAGCGUCGCGGUUGCCCAUGGCGGUUGCGUGUGAAAGGUUUGUGUUAGUUUGUCAUAUUAUCGUCAAGGAUUUUGGCGUUUGCCGUGACUUCAGUUUUAG